AUGGAGGAUUUUGUUAUUGGCCCGGUUUGCACUCGACAGUUUUGGCAUGGCGAACGAAGCAAGACAGAGAUUGACCGGGGACCAUGGCUUUCGACUUUGGAUUGUGUGACCUCCGCAGCUCGUCGAGAGCUGGCUAUCAUUCAGCGUCAUGCCAAAGCUCAGCCUCGGCAGACAUUCCUUCUACUCACCAACUACAAGAUUCAUCCCUCCGAGCCUACCUCGCUCCUGUCGCAGUUUCUUCAACACCCCGAUCUGAGUCUGAGUAAUAUUGUGUUGGCUCCUGGAUCAUCCAAAAUCAUCAGUAUCCUUGACUGGCAGGAUGCGGCAACUCUACCACGCUUCAUGCAAGCAGGGUAUCCUGCACUGUGUGAAAUCUACUUUCGCUUGAAAGAAGCCAAUCUUUACUACAUGGCGGCGACAGCUGUGCACAACGAGGAACACAUGAAAGUGUUGAAGACUCCUCAUCUCGGAAUGCAGCGGUAUCUCCUCCGCCAGACUGGGUAUCCUUGGGACGCGGACGUGAUCAAUCUCCGCGCUGCUCUAGUCGGCAUCACGACACCAUCUGUUUGGAGCAACAUUACCUCGGCAUCUUGUCCGGUUGCGUUCAGCAAAGAAGAGCGAGAGGCUGCUCUUGCGGAAUCGCAGGAAUGGAACGAGUCUGAACAGCUCUUGUCGCGAGUUAGAGCCCAUCUUGAUAUCGACCCGGAAGGCGGGACUGAGCCGGGGAACUUUGAAAGGGCAAUAGAGGGUAACCGCCAAUUCCGAAUAGAAAUGGUGAAGCAAGCAGAGGCGGGCCAAGAAGAAAUUUGUUGGCGGAAUUGGCCGUAUAAGGACCAAGACGAUCAUAGCAUGCCACCUCAGAUCUAG
Molecule: messenger RNA, 867 nt
Organism: Penicillium oxalicum
Lineage: Eukaryota; Fungi; Ascomycota; Eurotiomycetes; Eurotiales; Aspergillaceae
Exons: 4
Coding region: 1-867 (288 amino acids)
Cellular component (GO): mitochondrion
Source: RefSeq, a predicted model, not a curated record